This is a messenger RNA of Carya illinoinensis, 1533 nucleotides long. Its product is annotated as trihelix transcription factor ASIL1-like. NCBI's taxonomy places the organism in Eukaryota, Viridiplantae, Streptophyta, Magnoliopsida, Fagales, Juglandaceae. Gene Ontology annotation, cellular component: nucleus. The record is from RefSeq and is a predicted model, not a curated record. The coding region runs from base 397 to 1257 and encodes 286 amino acids. Gene Ontology annotation, molecular function: transcription cis-regulatory region binding. The transcript is spliced from 2 exons.
AAAUCAAAACGGAACAAGUAACAGCGGAGAGAGAGAGGCCCCCGUGAACCGACAAGCCAACAACAUACAUGUUAAAAACCGCUAGUUCUGAAAAGAUUGUUCACGGUAAUUGCCAGCUCGACGGGAUCUGAGCCGAGCCGAAUCUGUACAACAGCCCAAGCCGCUAGCGCAAUGCUCGACACCCAAACGUCACGCGCCCACCCCCGGCGACCCCUCAACGGCUCGACUGUACCGUAUGACCCCCACCCCCCUUCCCCUACACUUACGGCUCAUGCGCCCGGCACUUCAUCGCCGACCGUAACCCCACUUUUCCCUCUUUUCUCCUUUAUUCCCUGACCCAACAAACCCCAGCCCCCAUCCGAGAAUAUCUUCCGCAACCACCACCAGAGCUCCGCGAUGGGCGACCUUACGGACACCCUAACGACGCCGCCCACCACCCACUCUCGCCCUUUGCCCGUACGCGAGGACUGCUGGAGCGAGGACGCCACAUCCACUCUGAUCGACGCCUGGGGCCGCCGUUACCUCGAGCUCAACCGAGGGAACCUCCGUCAGAAGGACUGGCAGGACGUGGCCGACGCCGUCAACGCCCUCCACGGCCACACCAAGAAAACGCACCGUACCGACGUCCAGUGCAAGAACCGCAUCGACACCAUCAAGAAGAAGUACAAGAUUGAGAAGGCCAGGGUUUCGUCGUCCGACGGAAACAUUGUCUCCUCUUGGACUUUCUUCGAACGUCUCGACACACUUAUCGGAUCCAACGUGUCCGCUAAGAAGCUGCCCCCUCAACCGUCUCCGUCCUUGUCUCCAUCUCCACCGGUGGCAGUUCCUAUUUAUUACAAGAAAACGACGCCGUCGCCUUCUACUACGAUCGUGGCGUUGCCGCAGAAGAGACCGGCUCCAGCUAUGGACGAGGGGUUUUCCAGGAGGAACUACUCGGCGAUGGCGGCUGCGGCCGCUGCUUCGGCGGAGGAUGACGUGGAGGAUGAGGAUGAGGAGGAGGAGGAGGAAAGAGAGAGCGAGGAGGUGGAGGAGAGAGAGGGGAUGAGGAGGUUGGCGAGGGCGAUAGAGAGGUUUGGAGAGGUGUACGAGAGGGUGGAGAGGGAGAAGGUGAGGCAGAUGGUGGAGUUGGAGAAGCAGAGGAUGCAGUUCGCUAAGGAUUUGGAGGUGCAGAGGAUGAAUAUGUUCAUGGACACGCAGGUUCAGCUCGAGAGGAUCAAGCAUGGCAAGCGUUCCAGAUCCAACGAUAUGUAUAGCUAGCCAUGGGAGAGACAGCUUUGCCUGGGAAGCAUGUGUAACAUCUCUCGAUUUGACAAUUGUUGCAACGAAAGUACAUAUUGUUCCAGCAAAUACUGGCAUCGAGGUUAAUGUUAGAGCUAUCUCAAGUCCUCUUUAUCUGAGUCAACCUCUUCAUUUUCUUUUUGCCCGCUCCUAAUUAUAACUCAGUCGGCCUAAGUAUGUCCCAUUAAUGUAUUUGACAUUUUGACUCUCUGUAAUACCCUCUUGAUUUGAAAACUACUGCAAUUUUUAGCUUGA